Molecule: messenger RNA, 1575 nt
Organism: Platichthys flesus (European flounder)
Lineage: Eukaryota; Metazoa; Chordata; Actinopteri; Pleuronectiformes; Pleuronectidae
Exons: 2
Coding region: 35-1057 (340 amino acids)
Biological process (GO): DNA integration
Molecular function (GO): nucleic acid binding
Source: RefSeq, a predicted model, not a curated record
CAGAAAAGCCAAAGCCAGAAGAUGCCAGCAGAUCAUGAGUGACCUUCCACCUGAGCGAAUAACACCAGCCAGUCAAUUCGAGUACACAACAAUGGACUUAUUUGGACCUUACGAAGUCAAAGAUGAGGUGAAAAAGAAGGUGAAGCUCAAAGUGUGGGGAAUUGUCUUCUGCUGCAUGGCAUCCAGAGCUAUACACACAGACCUCGUCAGUGACCAGUCAGCUGAAGGCUUCCUGUUGGCCUACCAACGAUUCACAGCACUGAGAGGGCAUCCGAGGAAACUGUGGUCGGAUCCUGGAAAAAACUUUGUUGGAGCCAGACCUGCCCUCAAAGAGCUUUACAUGUUUCUGGACCAACUGGAAAAAUCAAAGCUUGAAAAUGAAGCUUCCAAACACGGUACAGAAUGGAGCUGGAAAAUCCAUCCAGCAGACUCACCUCACAGGAAUGGAGCCGCUGAAGCUGCUGUCCGCACUGUGAAGCGUGCUUUGCACAAUCUGGGAGGUAAUGGAGUCUUCACAUGGGGUGAGUUUCAAACCUUCCUUUAUAUGGCUUCCAACCUCGCCAAUGAAAGACCUAUUGAUGCCAGGACUCAGAGCCGAGAGGACUGUGUAGAAUACAUCAGCCCAAAUUCACUUCUGCUUGGAAGAGCUGGACCCAGCGGAGAUCCAGGGAUCUUUGACUUUGAAGGCUACUCUUACAAGAGACUAAGAGCCAUCCAAACAGAGGUUGACCGGUUUUGGAGGAAAUGGAGCCAGUUAGCAGGACCAAACCUGUUUGUCAGGACCAAGUGGCACACAGCACACAGGAAUGUGGCUAUUGGAGAUGUUGUCUGGCUAGCUGACCAGAACACCCUGAGAGGUCAGUUCAGGCUUGGCAGAGUUGUUGAUGUCAACACUGACAAGAAAGGAAUUGUGAGGGAUGUGCAUGUCAGAACCUUCCCCAGCUACCCAGUCUCCACGGUGAAAGUCACGCAAAAGGUGAAAAAAAACAUCAUCAAAAAUACCUGCGACAAUUCUUCACAGGGAUGUCAGACGGAUAGUUGUCUUGCUUCCAGUUGAAGAGCAGCAACAAAAUUGAAGAUGGAACAACUGAAUCCAGUACAUUAUGGAACUGGUGUGACCUCCUUGGGUUGAAGGACCAGGAGGUCAAGUGGGAGGUGUUGUGUCAGACCCCAAUUCAUUUCAAGAGCACAUAUAAAGCACUCUACACUCCAAACCUGCAGAGGGCGACCACACAAGAGAUGGUGGUGGAACCCAAGCCCAACAGGAACUCUUAAAGGGGACCAUAUUUGCCUGCGCACCCACUGGGAAGGCAUGGCACAAAAUGUUUGGAUGCAGUCAACUAGUCUUAGCACUUGCUCCUGGGAAGAAGGAAUGACCACAGCUCCUGAUCAAUCUGAAAGACGCAACUGGUUAUCAACCUAUUCAUUCUAUUCGAUUCCUUGAUUUACUGAUGUCCACUGAAAGAAUCAAACAUCAAGAAAAUAAAAAGUGGAAGAAUAAGAAGAAUUGAGUUGUCCUUUGCACCCUUCUAUGGUUGAUCAAGCAGUUUUUCAAGUUUGGGCAGAGAUGUGGUC